GCGAGGCUGCGGCGGAUCAUGCCCAUGGUGUAGCGGCCAAGCGGAGGCAUGGCUGCCGGAAGGUUACUGCUCUAUACGGGGCUUUCGCUAGCGCUCUGCGCCCUCGGCAUGCUGGCUGUGGCCAUAUGCUCCGACCACUGGUACGAGACGGACGCCAGGAAGCACAGGGACAGGUGCAAGGCCUUCAACACCCGCCGGGUCGACCCCGGCUUCAUUUACAACAACAACAACAACUUGCCUCUGCGCGCUAGCCGCUCGCGCCUGGACCGCUGGGAGGGCAAACUCCUCCGGGCCCGGAAUCGCCGGCAGCUGUUCGCCAUGAGCCCCGCGGAUGAGUGCAGCCGGCAGUACAACUCCACCAACAUGGGCCUCUGGAGGAAGUGCCACCGGCAGGGCUUCGACCCGGAGAUCGCCGCCCUCAUACGGAAAGGAGAAAUUGAGAGAUGCACGUACAUCAAGUACCACUACUCCUCAGCAACCAUCCCCAGGAACCUCACGUUCAACAUCACGAAGACCAUUCGCCAGGAUGAGUGGCAUGCCCUGCAUCUGCGUAGAAUGACAGCUGGCUUCAUGGGCAUGGCAGUGGCCAUCAUCCUUUUUGGCUGGAUCAUCGGUGUCCUGGGCUGCUGCUGGGACCGAGGCCUUAUGCAGUAUGUGGCAGGGCUUCUCUUCCUCAUGGGAGGAACCUUCUGCAUCAUUUCACUGUGCACCUGCGUGGCUGGGAUCAACUUUGAGCUAUCACGUUACCCACGCUACCUAUAUGGACUCCCGGAUGACAUCAGCCAUGGCUAUGGAUGGUCCAUGUUCUGUGCAUGGGGGGGCCUGGGCCUCACACUAAUCUCGGGAUUCUUCUGUACCUUGGCCCCCUCUGUCCAACCUGUCCCGAGGACCAACUGCCCUAAAUCCAGACCAGAGAAUGGGACAGUGUGCUAAA
This is a messenger RNA of Arvicanthis niloticus (Nile rat), 934 nucleotides long. RefSeq names its product transmembrane protein 178B (gene Tmem178b). NCBI's taxonomy places the organism in Eukaryota, Metazoa, Chordata, Mammalia, Rodentia, Muridae. The record is from RefSeq and is a predicted model, not a curated record. Gene Ontology annotation, cellular component: membrane.